CCCUUUGGAGGACGAAGCAACGUCAAAGUUAUCCCCGUGGCUUGCUCAUGGCUGCUUGUCUCCCAGAUUACUCUACGAGGAGAUCAGGCGUUACAUCUUGGCCUAUCAACAGAAAGCGAAUUCCUCGGCCAGAGGGACGCAAGCAUAUACACAUUCGGGCAUCGGGAUCCGAAAUCCGUAUAAUGUUUCGCACCGAAUCGUCCGCGAGCUCCUCUGGCGCGAUUUUGUCCGCUUUGGGAGCAUUGAAGCUGGGACCAGCAUCUUCAAGGUUGGGGGCCGAGAUAAGAUCAUUCGCCGGAACCAAGAAGUCCGAACAGAUCCCCAGCAUCUGGCAUCCUGGCGCUGGUCUUCAGAUACAGGUUUGCUGCAGGCUUGGAUUGAUGGUCGAACAGGGUUUCCAUUCAUCGACAGCUGCAUGCGAGAACUGAAAAUGACAGGUUACUGCAAGCACAUCUCGCGCUUAUGUACCGGAUGGUUUCUAAUUUCCGACCUGGGCCUCGACUGGCGAAUGGGAGGAGAGUGGUUCGAGUCAAUCCUUGUUGAUUAUGAGCCAACUUUGAACUGGUUCAACUGGGUGUAUGGGUGCCUGGAACCCAUCAAUCCACACAAGCCCCAGUCCCAAGGGCAGCAGCAAUGCCGGGAAAUAUUGGAGGCUGGUGUUGUGCAUGAUCCGGAUGCCACCUACAUCAAGCGAUGGAUCCCAGAACUGUCGUCGUUACCAACUAUUCUGGCUAGGGAGCCUUGGCGCUUGAAUCCAAAGGGCAUCCAGUGGGCAUCAAAGUCGACGAGCCUCCGAAAGAUGCCUUUCUUACGGGGGUUUCAGGCUCCGCCGGUCGUACAGCAAAAUGCGCAGCCCUUCUGGCGAAGAUUCAUUUCGUUUUUCCUUCCAAAAGUAACGGAGCUCCUUGGUCUGGGCCUUCCUCGAAGACGUAGACGAACUGCACACACCUUCCGCUACGGCGUGGACUAUCCCAAGCCUGUGAUCCAGCCAGUUUCCUUGAUGCAUGCAGAGAGGGCAGAGGCAAAGGUUCGUGCUGCUCGAGCUAUAUCCAAGCAACA
Symbiodinium pilosum is the source of this 1059-nucleotide messenger RNA. Lineage: Eukaryota; Dinophyceae; Suessiales; Symbiodiniaceae. The record is from the annotation of a GenBank genome assembly.